AUGCCUCACUCGCAGCAUGACGAGGAUGCCUCCGCAACAGCGGCUGGCUCCCAAAUACCGGUGACACUUGUGGCCGACGCCCUCGAGAAGCCUUCCCUUGACGAUCGCGACUACCGGGUCAUUCGACUUAACAAUGAGCUUGAGGCUCUUCUGGUACACGAUCCCGAGACCGACAAGGCCAGUGCUGCUCUUGACGUCAAUGUGGGAAACUUUAGCGACGAGUCUGAUAUCCCCGGUAUGGCCCAUGCGGUCGAACAUCUUCUUUUCAUGGGCACAAAGAAGUUCCCAAUUGAGAACGAAUAUGGUCAAUAUCUCUCCGCCAAUUCAGGAAGCUCUAAUGCUUACACCGGACCGACCUCAACAAACUAUUUUUUCGACAUUUCUGCCAAGCCAGACAAUGACCAGGAUCCUUCAGAUACCAACCCAUCUCCUCUACGUGAGGCUCUAGAUCGAUUUGCGCAGUUCUUCAUUGAGCCUCUCUUCCUUCCCGAGACUCUCGACCGAGAACUCAAGGCUGUCGACUCAGAGAACAAGAAGAAUCUUCAGAACGAUACCUGGAGACUGCACCAGCUUGAAAAGUCUCUAUCCAACCCCAACCAUCCAUUCUGCCAUUUCUCGACUGGUAAUUUCGAAGUCUUGAAGACCCUUCCAGAGGCACGUGGAAUCAAUGUCAGGGACAAGUUUAUCGAGUUCCAUGCCAAGCACUAUUCAGCGAAUCGCAUGAAGUUGGUUGUUUUAGGCAGAGAGCCGCUCGAUGUGCUCCAGAAAUGGGUUGCUGAGCUUUUCUCUCCUGUCGUUAACAAGGAACUCCCUCCUAACAGAUGGCCUGACGAGCUGCCGUUCCGAGAGUCUGACCUCGGAAUGCAAUGUUUUGCCAAGCCUGUUAUGGAUUCAAGAGAGCUGAACCUCUACUUCCCCUUCAUCGACGAGGAGUUCAUGUUCGCCACUCAGCCUAGUCGGUAUAUCAGUCAUCUGAUCGGGCACGAGGGUCCUGGCAGUAUCAUGUCGUAUAUCAAAUCCAAGGGCUGGGCAAACGGGCUCAGUGCAGGUGCCUACCCUGUAUGCCCUGGCACUCCUGGUAUUUUUGAUGUGCAAGUCCGCUUGACGGAGGAGGGUCUCAAAAACUAUCCCGAAAUUGUCAAGAUUUUCUUCCAGUACGUUACUCUUUUGCGCGAGAACCCUCCACAAGAGUGGAUCUUCCAAGAGCAGAAGGGAAUGGCAGAUGUCGACUUCAAGUUCAAGCAAAAGACACCCGCUAGCCGCUUCACGAGCCGAAUCAGCUCUGUUAUGCAGAAGCCUCUCCCGCGAGAGUGGUUGCUCAGCGGCCACAGCCGUCUCAGAGAAUUCGCUCCUGACCAGAUUGAGGAGGCUCUUUCUACCAUUCGCCCGGACAACUUCCGCAUGGUUAUUGUGUCACGAAACCACCCCGGCAACUGGGACCAGAAAGAGAAGUGGUACGGAACUGAGUACCGCCAUGAGAAGAUUCCCAACGACCUUAUGGAAGAGAUCAAGAAGGCCGCCGCAGUUUCUCCCGAGGAGCGCUUGUCGGCCCUUCAUCUACCACACAAGAACCAGUUCAUUCCUAACAAGCUUGAGGUUGAGAAGAAGGAGGUCGACGAACCCGCGCUGAACCCACGAGUGCUUCGCAACGACAACAUUGCCAGAACAUGGUGGAAAAAGGACGACACUUUCUGGGUUCCUCGCGCGAACGUGAUCGUGAGCCUGAAGACACCCCUUAUCUACGCUUCCGCCGAAAACAAUGUCAAGGCCCGUCUUUUCACAGAUCUAGUGCGUGAUGCGCUCGAGGAGUACUCCUAUGACGCAGAAUUGGCUGGUCUGCAAUAUAACGUCAGUCUCGACUCGCGUGGUUUGUUCUUGGACGUCAGUGGUUACAAUGAUAAACUUCCCGUCCUUCUGGAACAAGUUGUUACAACAAUGCGGGACCUCGAUAUCAAGGAGGAUCGUUUCGAGAUCGUCAGGGAGCGGUUAACCAGAGGAUACAACAACUGGCAGCUGCAAUCGUCCUACCAUCAAGUCGGUGAUUACACCAACUGGCUAAAUGCACCUGAGCGAGACUUUAUUGUAGAAGAGCUUGCGGAUGAGCUGUCGAGUGUCACGUUGGAAGGUGUCAGGCUGUUCCAGAAGCAAAUGCUGAGCCAGGUUUUCAUUGAGGUGUAUGUUCAUGGCAACAUGUACAAGGAGGAUGCUCUCAAGGCAACCGAUAUGGUUGAAUCUAUUCUAAAGCCCCGGGUGUUGCCCGAGGCUCAGUGGCCCAUCCUGCGAUCUCUUAUUCUAACAGAGGGCUCAAACCACGUCUUCAGGAAGACACUCAUGGAUCCAGCCAACGUCAAUCAUUGCGUCGAGACCUGGUUCUAUGUUGGCAGCAGGGAAGACCGUGAGGUGCGCACAAAGACCCUGCUCCUAGACCAGAUGCUUCACGAGCCUGCCUUCGACCAGCUGAGAACCAAGGAACAACUGGGUUACAUCGUCUUCAGCGGACCUCGAGCUUUCUCGACGACAUAUGGUUUCCGAUUCCUCAUCCAGAGCGAAAUGACGCCAGAGUUCCUUGAUUCCCGCAUCGAGGCCUUCCUCAUGAGAUAUGCAGACACUUUAGAGAAGAUGAGCGACACAGAGUUCGAAGGUCACAAGCGAAGCUUGAUUGUCAGGCGGCUGGAGAAGCUCAGAAACUUAGAUCAGGAGUCCACCCGUCACUGGUCUCAGAUCACAAACGAAUACUACGACUUUGAGCUCGCCCAACGCGAUGCUGCACAAAUCAAGUUGCUGACCAAGCCUGAGGUCGUGGAGUUUUUCAACAAGCACCUCAACCCCACGUCAACUCGUAGGGCACGUUUGUCGAUUCAUCUACAAGCCCAAGGCAAAGCCGAUGGUGUCGAUAAGCGACAGGAGGAGGCACAGAAGAAGGCCGACGAGGAGCCAUCUGCCGGAGAUGCUGUGAAGACUGCUCAGGAGGUUACAGAUGUCAGAUUGUACAAAGCCGGUCUCACUGCCAGUUCAGGCGCCAGACCUGUAAAGGACAUCAGUGAGUAUGCGGAUACUGAUGCCAAGCUUCCCAUUUUCGAACAGAGUAAAUGCAACAAAAUCCCUGUUGUUACUCGUACCCUCGCUACGAACGGUCGUCGUUUCCAACGGUUUCUGUCCCCCUCCGUCACCGUCAAAGGCAGAGACAAGGACAAGGACAAAGAGGAAGACGCCCCGUCUUUCCUCUCCGCCCCUCUAGCUUCAACACCCCGAGCUGCCCGGGCAGCUCGCCUUCAAGACGUCGUCCUCAAAGAAGAGAAAGCUCUUGCGAAAGGACGAGCCCUCGACGACGAUCCCGCCUUCUCCUUCUCCGCCUCCGUGGCCGAUACUCAACCUGCCUCGAGCCUCCCUCCACGUCUCCAGACUCAGAACAGCUCUUUUGUCUCGGCCGACUACGCUUCAUCAGCUGCUUCAAGCCCUUGUGCUUCUGCCUACGCCGACCUCUCCAUCGAAAGUGACCGUGGCGGCGACGAGACUGGCUCGGCCCGAACCUUGGCCAGAAGCCAGUCUCCCUUGCGUCUCUCUCACCGAGCUAUCAUGAACGGCGAUGCUGACCUACCUCAACGUUCCUCGUCACCUUUGAAACGACGUGCUUCCAGUAUGGAUCCCGAGAACGAAGCGGAUAAAACCCGAGAUGUCGACAUGGGUUCAUCGCAGGUUAACGAGUCUGUCGAGGGCCCAUCUCAACCAUCAUCUGCAGACACCUUGCCUCGAGCCAUGAGUGUCGAUGCACCUGAGCCUGCCGUGUCCUCGGCAGAUGAUGCUUCGCCGUCUCAACCAAUCCCCUCUUUGCAAGAACAAAUUAAGAUCAUUGAGACUCUUUUGAAAGCCUUUCAGGAUUCACAGCCAAAGGAAGGGGACAAGGCCUGCCUUGUAUCGAAUACCUGGGUCCAGAAAGCGCUUGCGUUGCGCGGCGACUCAAAGGAUACCCAUGAGCACGAUUCUACAUCAAACCCCCUUGGUCCUGUAGACAACUCGGACAUCAUUGAAGAAAUUGUCAAAGAGCCUACUGGCAAUGAAUUCAUUCGUCUUAAGCAAGGAACCAACGAGAACGAGUUCACGCUCUUCCCUGAGGAUGCUUGGAAGAUGGUUGUAGAUUGGUAUGGUGUAAAGGAUGGCCAAGGCGCUAUUGUUCGAACUGCCAUCAACACAGCCGGACACGGCGACGACCCUGUCAUCCAGUUCGAGUUUCACCCUCCAGUUUUCACAGUCCAUCGCCUGUGGUCAACUCUGAGUCCACUGCCCAUCGAGCAGUCACUCAAAGCCAAGAACCCCCCUCCUUACAAAUUUGCCAGAAGCCGUAACUACCAUGCUCAAACUUUCGUCAAGGAGUUGAAGACGGCCACUGACGUCCCGAUUGACCGGAAGAUUCGUUUAUUCACCGUGCCCGAGGUUCAGCAGAUUGUCCGUCCCUCAGAACCAUCCCGAGCACUCACCCCUCCGGAUUCCCCAGGCCGAGAUGAGAGCAGAGGUGAGAGUACGGAUUCUUGGUCAAAACUUCUCUUGGACAUCGCUUCAUUCGAGCAUGUUCGUGAUACCAAGAUGCAAAGUACCCUGGAAGACAAGACCAUCCAACCGAACUUUAAUGGUGGAUCGGCGUUGUCUAUGUUUAAUCUGGUCACCGACCAAACUCUUGUUAUUGAUGAGGCGAUCGAAAAGGGAUCCUGGGUCAGCACAUACAGUGGAAAGAGCCCACCGAAUGGGUUGGCCAUCCCUACCAGAAGCGGCAUGGCAUCCUCCAAUGUGAGCGGCCGAAGCAGUCCUGCGCCUGGUGGUGCACUGGCACGCGGACGAAUGGGAAGGAAAUCCGGCCGUAACAUUGGUGUUGUUGGCCUGCAGAACCUGGGAAAUACAUGCUACAUGAACUCAGCCCUCCAGUGCGUUCGGAGCGUCGAGGAGUUAACAAAGUACUUCCUGACUGAUGAGUUUGUCGAGGAGGUCAACAAGACCAACCCUCUAGGAUACAAUGGCAAGGUUGCCACAACGUAUGGACAAUUGCUCAAGGAGAUAUACUCGGAAAAUAGGGGCUCUGUGACUCCACGAGAUUUCAAGAACACCAUUGGUCGGUGCCGGUCAACCUUCUCUGGCUACGGCCAACAGGACUCUCAGGAAUUUCUUGGAUUUCUGUUGGAUGCACUCCAAGAAGAUCUGAGUCGUGUCAAGAAAAAGCCUUAUAUUGAGAAGCCGGACUCCACCGACGACAUGAUCAACAACCCAGAAGCUAUAAAGGAGAUGGCGGAUAAGGUGUGGGAUAUCACUCGACGCCGAGACGACUCUGUCAUCGCUGACCUCUUCACGGGUUUGUACAAAUCAACACUUAAAUGCCCUGAGUGUGGCAAGAUCAGUAUCACAUUCGACCCUUUCAACAACUUGACACUCCCCAUACCUGUUGAAGACGUUUGGACUGCCAAGAUCAAGUUCCUGCCCCUCAAUGAUGCCCCGGUCAUGAUCGAGGUUGAACUGCCUAAACACAGCGCUAUUGAGCAACUCAAGCAAUUUGUCUCCAUCCGAACAGGUAUUCCACCGGAAAGACUGAUUGGCGGCGAAGAGUACAAGGACAGGUUCUUCAAAAUCUACGAUAACACCAACGAUGUUAGCGAAGAGAUCAGUAAGAACGAUAUCGCCACGUUCCACGAAUUGGACGCCACUCCUACUAAUUGGCCACACAAGGCCAAGAAGCCUCGUUCAAUGUUAGAUGUGGACACUCCCCUUGAGACUGAGAAUUGGGAUGACCCGCGAUAUGAGCAGAUGGUGGUACCUGUAUAUCAUCGCAUUCCGUCAAAUUAUGCGCGUGGUCGGGAUGGUGUGGCCCCUCCCAGCUUCAUUUGCUUCACAAAGGAGGAAGCUUCUGAUAUCGACCUCAUUCGACGCAAGGUCCUGGAAAAGGUCGCUACCUUUUCAACCUGGUCCAAGCUAAGAGAUGUUACAGAAGAAACCUCGGACAAUGCCGACGGGGAAGUCGUUACUUCGGCUUCGGAUGCCGACUCGUCAGGCGACAGCAAGGUUGUCGCCACCUCGGUUGAAGGUGAGGACGAUAUCGUGGAUGUGCACAUGAAGGACGACAGCGACCCUCUUCCCCAUCAGCCCCAGAUCUUGAAGAGAUUCAAUACAAACCGGUCAAAGUUCAUCAAGCCAGAUAGCUUCCUGGACCCUGAGCUUGAAAACCUUUUCGAGCUUUGCUAUUUCACAGACAAAUCUUACGCUGGUCAUGUACCUACAGGCUGGUCUAAUGUUGAUCAUAAUCAAGUACUGCCCAAGCUGGCAGAUCGAAUCCCUCAGCCUACACCCGAAGGUGAUGAUGCUGCUAGUCGUGAUGACGAAAGCAGCACACCUUCGGUCAACGAGGAUGCGAGCAGCACUGAUGAGAGCAUCAAAGCUGAUGCAACACAGACCAGAAUGGCUGAGGAAUCUAGCGAAGAAGACGUUCAAGAAGCGCCACGCAAAUUCAACGCCCGGCCAUCCAAGAUAGGACCUCAUGGACGACGUGGCAAGAUCAAGGGCCAGAAAUACGGCAAGAAGGCCGGCAACAAGCGCCGAGAACGCAUUCAGAACAAGAAAAAUAAGGCAGCUUCUGUUAAGCCGCAGCCACAACCUCCCGCUGUCGCUGAUGGUGGCCCUCUUAUUCGUCUUGGCGAAGGCCUCGUCGUGGAUUGGAACGAUGAAGCCUGGGAUAAGGUCUUUGGUGGCUCUUUGAAGACGUCCGAAGAGCAAGGAGCCCCCACUUACCUGACACUCGAGACACUCAACGACACGGCCCUCAAGAUUGUGCAAAGAAGGAGGAAGCAUCGCCGCACUCAAGGUAUCACACUUGAUGAGUGCUUGGACGAAUUCGAAAGAGCUGAGGUCCUCUCUGAGCAAGACAUGUGGUACUGCCCCCGCUGUAAGGAGCAUCGACGAGCCAGCAAGAAGUUUGAUUUAUGGAAAUCACCAGAUAUUCUUGUAGCCCAUCUCAAGCGAUUCAGCAGCUCUGGCUACCGCCGAGAUAAGCUGGAUGUCAUGGUCGACUUCCCCAUCGAAGGUCUUGACCUUACUUCCAGGGUCAUCCAGAAAGAAGAUGGCAAGGACGAGAUUUAUGACCUGAUUGCUGUCGAUGACCACUAUGGAGGUCUCGGGGGAGGUCACUACACUGCCUAUGCCAAGAACUUUGUUGAUGGGCGCUGGUACAAUUACAACGAUUCUUCAGCAUCUCCAGUAUCGGACCCUGCAUCGUGUAUCACCUCGGCUGCUUAUCUGCUCUUCUACCGCCGCCGUUCAAGCACUCCUUUGGGAGGAUCCCGGUUCGGAGUCAUCUCCGAGAAGUAUAGGAACAGCGAAGAGAACUCCGAAGUGGAAGAUGCUGAGGCGGGGGAAGGUCAACGUCUCGGCGAGGGUUCCUCCCUGGCUGGGUUGUCGAGCGUUGGGAUCGCAGCCGCAGCAACUCGCCUUCCGGCCGACCGUGGCUCGGAUAGAAUCACAGUUACUUCCUACCCUGGUCCAGAUGACGAUGAUGAUGAUCCCCCACCAUAUGGAGGUGUCGAGGAUGAAGGUGUCGAUGUCAAAGAGGGAUAUCAACAACUGAGCAGCGGACACCUUGCUCAGAGUUGGAAUUUCGGGGCACUAGGUGAUAGCGGCGCCGAGGACUCUACAGGUGCAGAUAUUGCCUCUGACGAUGCUCAGUUGGACUCAUCAGCGGACGAGCGUGGCUUCAGUCAAUUCGAUGAACCUGAUAUGGGACACGAUCUCAUGGAUGUUGACCAUGCAACUUCAACAUCUCACGGGACGACUCUCGCAGAUAUUGAGAAAGCUACUGUUGACCACAAAUCUGUGAUUGACGUACCAACUGCAGCGGGUAGCGAUCGAGAUUCAAGCGAAGUGGCCGAAAUUCAUCUUGAAAGCGAGAAGGGAACCAAGGCCGAAUAG
Molecule: messenger RNA, 7938 nt
Organism: Fusarium poae
Lineage: Eukaryota; Fungi; Ascomycota; Sordariomycetes; Hypocreales; Nectriaceae
Exons: 9
Coding region: 1-7938 (2645 amino acids)
Biological process (GO): peptide catabolic process; protein deubiquitination
Cellular component (GO): mitochondrion; cytosol
Molecular function (GO): cysteine-type deubiquitinase activity; metalloendopeptidase activity; metal ion binding
Source: RefSeq, a predicted model, not a curated record